Molecule: messenger RNA, 1522 nt
Organism: Synchiropus splendidus (mandarinfish)
Lineage: Eukaryota; Metazoa; Chordata; Actinopteri; Syngnathiformes; Callionymidae
Exons: 7
Coding region: 300-1112 (270 amino acids)
Source: RefSeq, a predicted model, not a curated record
CUGACAACAAAACGUAAAGUGCUACGUUACUGAUGGUGUCUGAGCGUCGGGGCGCGUCACGGUUGUGGACGGUUGAAAGGCUGGUGAUUUACCACGACAGUCGUCACUGGUCCGAACUCCAAUCACGUGACAAACACAAAGUGCUAAAGUAGCAUACAUGACCAUAAAGCCAACGUAUGUUUCAGCGAGCUGGUCAAGAUGCAAUAUACUGUAGUUGAAAGUGGCGCUCUGCUGUCGCGAACCCACGCAGCCCCCUACUGGAUAAUUACUCAAACUACAGGUGAAGACUUGCAGUCAACAUGGUGAAGAGCAGAGCGAUGAUGAAGAGGAGGAAUAGGCUCCUGUCGGCCCUGCGCCUGAGAAGAACCACCACGGUCUCCCUGCACGAGAGGUUCACUCAGGUGCUGCAGAACCAGCUGAACGUUGGUGGUGGGAGACGCCCUCGUCUUCACCGGGCACGGUCCCACCUGAAGAGGACCGGGCUCUGGACCCGGCUCGGCUGGCUGAAGGUCACUCAGCGGCUCUGUGGCUUCUGGAGUUUCAAGAACAAGUACGGCUGGAGAGCUCGGUUCAAUAGACGAGGCGUCCACACUCGAGGCCAGCACCGCUUCCUGAAGACCCGCAACCUCAAACCCCAAACAGCAGGCCCAGCGGGACAUGGCUGGCAGGUGGGGUCCAGAACCUUCCUGAGUGCUGCAGCAGGUCGGAGCGAUCGUGAGGCGGGUCUGGGUCCACGCCGUGUGAUGAUGACUGGACCCAUGCUGAGCCUGGCACCAGCUCCAGCCCAGUCAGAACCAGAGUUGUUCGGUCUGCAUGGGUCUCUGACUCCAUCCUGGUCUGUGCCUGGACCACAGAGUGGCGGGGCCUCGGCAUCCAGGGCCUGGAUCCGCUGGAAGAGUCCUGUGCCGACCAAGAGUCAGCUGGACGCGGAGCUGGACGACUACAUGUCCAUGAUGCCAGCACGUCUGGACGCAGAGCUGGACGAGUACAUGUCCAUGAUGCCGGCACGUCUGGACGCAGAGCUGGACGAGUACAUGUCCAUGAUGCCGGCGCGUCUGGACAAGGAGCUGGACGAGUACAUGUGCCAGUCCGGGCAGUCGCUUCUGGACUGACACGGCUCGGUGCCCAACCUCUCACCCACUACUAAUGUUUUAUUUUGACAAGCUGUUACUUGGGAAAUGUUCCGUUUGUUCUUCAUAUCUUUUAAUUAAAGAAGGACCUCGUAGACCAAGUUGAGGGUUUGAAACCUGACGUGGACUGGGCCUUCAUUACGACCAGCUGCCUGAUGUCUAGGCUGCACACCGGCAGUGGUCUGUACCACCUAAAGCUUUGACUGAAGCCGAGGCGUUUCUGUUGAACUCAGUGCUCGCAGGUGAAAACAAAAACCCUUUAAUCACAUCAAGACACCAUUGAGGUUGGAAUAUCACACCCGAGCAGCACAUUCCACUUCUGAAGUUGCAUCAUGGACAAUGGCUCUUCUUCCACUCUUCUCGUCCGAAUACACUCUACCCCUGGAUAAAUA